AUGCCAUGUGCAACGGUCUCAGCGGCGUCGCUUUCCACCGCAUGCUUCCCAACGAGCUCCGGCAGAACUGCACCUCCCCCCACCUCCGUCAAGACCUCCGACGAUCGCAUACUGCCCCCUCCGUCAGAAGAGGCCGUGGACAUGGUCUUCCGCGAGGUGCUCAAGCUCUUCAACCCCAUGCCUGGGGCGACACUCGGCGACAUGCGCGAAGAGCCCAGUCCCGAAGGUCUCCAACGAUCACACAACGCGACCCUGACGGCGACCCUCCACACGCUCCCUCUCCUCGUCCUCUCGCACCUGCUUCACAAGCACGAGCGCGGGAAGUACAGUCAUACACGGGUCCUCGGGACACCAUGGGUCCUCGGGACACUGCGUGUUUUCUGA
Messenger RNA from Dichomitus squalens LYAD-421 SS1, 384 nucleotides. RefSeq lists its product as uncharacterized. The coding region runs from base 1 to 384 and encodes 127 amino acids. The transcript has a single exon. The record is from RefSeq and is a predicted model, not a curated record. Lineage: Eukaryota; Fungi; Basidiomycota; Agaricomycetes; Polyporales; Polyporaceae.